AUGACAUCACUGAAACGUUCGGCCGACUACAUCGACCAGCUCGAUCAGCUCCAUCACUUCCAAUACCCUGACCAAUGCGACGCCUUCUCGUCUCAGCCCUUUUCUUCACAGCCGUCGGAGAGCUUUGGUGACGGCUCGGAGCCCCAUCUAGAUGUCGGCGCCCGUGACUGGAACAAUGUCUGGAACGAAUUGAUUGGAGAUCCAAACAUUAACGCUGGCAUUCUCAAUGUUGAAGAGGGACAUGAGCCAUCAAAUGCCUUCUUUCCUGCCAUCCACAAUGUGCAGGACGAUAUUGAAACCUGGUUAGCAAAAGACCUGGGAAUGGCUCCCUUUGGAGAUGCAGAUGAGCUGCUGGUAGGUGGAGGAGACACCGGCUGUCAACAGCAAAAUGGCUUCAAUCGAUGCUAUGGCAUGAUCUACCGUGCAAAAGCUAAGCUCGAAGGGGACAUGCGUGAGGUUUCGCAAUGUCUCAGGGGUAAUGUGCCUCAGACCCGGACACAUUUCAUCCUGGACGUCGUUUUCGACAACGAUAGUCUGUACAUCUGCAUCCCAGAUGGCAUGCGGAUUGCAAACCUCAACUGUUACUUGACCGAGUCAUUGGUGGAGCACGUAAAGUCCCAACACAUUCGUCUUGAAGCGCUGGUCCAUAGAAGGAUGAUCUUCGAAGACAUUGGGGCCGCCAAAAAAGCGAAAGAUGCGCUUACAACUAUCAACAUCAACGUCUAUGGAACUGAAGAGUCACAGAGUUCUAUUGGCCAUGAUUUUUCCGUCAAGAAAAUCUGGCUUCAGCGGCCCGAUUGGGUGAGCCCACAUUCAAUAUAUGACAACCCACAUGUCUUGAAGUUGAAUAAUAUUCAGCAACAGAGUGAGCCGGAGAUACCUAGUCAAACUGAGCAGUCCUCUAGAACCUCUGGCUUUCGGGAUUCGGUUGAACAAAUGUACUCGAUGCUGACGCGCGAUUCGCAUCUCAAGGGCGUGGCUGGUGACGAGCGCCUCCGUACACCACUUCUUCACCAUCAGGAGAAGGCCCUCGACUUCAUGAUACAGCGAGAGACAGGCCCUAUCCCAGAGGAAUUUCAACUAUGGGAGCCUACGCUCAUCGAAUCGGAGCCCUGGUAUCGCCAUAAAAUCACAGGGAUAAAAUCUCGGACGCUGCCAGUCGAGGCUGGUGGCGGUAUUCUAGCAGACGAAAUGGGCAUGGGGAAGACCUACUCGAUACUAGCUUUGAUCGUCAGGACACUGGACGAGGCAACGAUAUGGUCCAAUGACCGGGAUGUGCACAUUGCGGAGGAGAUCCUCCCCAGCAAAAUACCUUCGAGGGCGACAUUGGUGGUUGUUCCAUCCCCGUUAUUGCUGGCUACGUGGGAAGAUGAGAUCCGGGAUCGCGUCAAUGGACACUUGAAGAUACUAAAAUAUCACGGCAAUACGAGAACCAAAGACUCCAGAAUCAUGGCCGAAUGUGACAUCGUCUUGACAACAUAUCAUACCAUUAUCGCAGAUAAGCACAGAGCCAACCCUGCCACAGAGGUUGCCUGGUAUCGCAUCGUUCUGGACGAGGCGCACUUCAUACGACGAAAUUCUACCUUUCUAUACAGGGGCGUUGCUGAACUGGACGCGAAAUUUCGCUGGUGUCUUUCCGGCACUCCCAUACAAAAUACUCUGGAUGAUAUCGGUUCCUUGUUCACAUUCAUCAAGAUAUUCCCGUUUGACAGAUUGGCCGUCUUCCGCAAAUAUAUAACGGUCCCAUUCAACGAUGGGGGCAUCAGGCGCCUGGAGGGCCAACGCAAUCUCGUCCGGUUGUUUGACUCAAUCUGCAUUCGGCGUACGAAGGACUACCUAAAUAUGGCCGUCCCAAUCGAGACGAUACACAGCAUCCAGUUGUCGCCGAAAGAGCGAGAUCAGUAUAACAAGACAAAAGAUGACAUGAAACGAGCCUUGCAUCAUCUCGUCGUGGUAUCUGAGAGCCAGAGCAAGUUCAGCAUGUUCCAAGCUCAACUUCAACUGCGGCUUCUCUGCAAUCAUGGGACUUUCCAGCACCAGUUCCAUUGGGCUAAGAGCAGGAACGCGCGGGAUUCCCGAGAAGACGCGUUGACCUCUGUGGGGAGCGACGGAGAGGUUAAAUGUUCGGCGUGUGAACAGACUGUGUACGGCAUCCUCCCGAACCGGGCGCUUGGCCUGUCCGACACGUGUACACAUAUUCUGUGCAAAGAGUGCAAAGACGGCACAGGCGAUAGCUGUCCGGUGUGCGAGGCGACGCUCCGACCGUCCAAAAUUCAACGUUCCGCGUUAGGAGCAGGGGAGAUAUCCCAGUCCCGUCUGCACCAAGGCGAUCUCCGCUCCGAAGGCUGCUCAUCGAAGAUAAUCGCGCUAGUGCAGGACCUCGCAGCCGCCACCGCAGCAGGCGACAAGAGCAUCGUCUUCUCGUGCUGGACAACCACUCUGGACCUAAUCAGCCGACACCUGCGAGAGCGAAGCAUGACCUUCGAGCGCAUCGACGGCAAACACAGCGUCGAGCACCGCCAGCAGGUGCUCGCGCGCUUCGAGAGAGACCCGUGGGUCCCCGUGCUGAUCAUGACCACGGGCGUCGGCGCCUUUGGGCUCAGUAUCAUCGCCGCCAACCGCGUGUUCCUGGUCGAGCCCCAGUGGAACCCCAGCGUCGAGGCCCAGGCCAUCGGCCGCACCAUCCGCAUCGGCCAGCAAAAACCCGUCCUGGUCACCCGCUACGUCGUCCAGAAUUCCGUCGAAGAUGACAUCCAGCAGCUGCAGCGGCGCAAGCGUGGCAUCGCCAAGAUGACCACAAAGGACAUAGAGAUAGCCGAUACGUACAUCAAGCCCGAGUAUACGGCGUUCAAUUGA
Cladophialophora psammophila CBS 110553 is the source of this 2856-nucleotide messenger RNA. RefSeq lists its product as uncharacterized. The record is from RefSeq and is a predicted model, not a curated record. The transcript is spliced from 3 exons. Bases 1 to 2856 code for a protein of 951 amino acids. Gene Ontology annotation, molecular function: ATP binding; ATP-dependent chromatin remodeler activity. NCBI's taxonomy places the organism in Eukaryota, Fungi, Ascomycota, Eurotiomycetes, Chaetothyriales, Herpotrichiellaceae.